CCGUACCCCAAGACACAAGAAGCAGAUUUCCUUUAAUCAUGACUUCUACCGGCUUUGACUUUUAUUUUCCUUCUACUUACAAGAGGCGAACCGUUGUGCGUAGCGCAGGAUAUGGAUCAAGUGGAGGUCUCGAAUCAAGGGCUGCAUAUUCGAGCCACUCUGCCCCAACACAGUAUGCAUCGUCAUACAGAGGUUUUCCGACCCACACUCGAGGUACCUCCAGCUCUUUCCUGCUUUCCGCUCCAGGGUAUACAGCAGCCUCCGAGCUACGCCUUGACCAAGCAGCACAGGUCACCUCUGAAUUCAAACAAUUAAGGACGCAGGAGAAGGCUGAGCUACAAGACCUAAAUGAUCGCUUUGCAAACUUCAUAGAUAGGGUUCAUGAACUGGAGCAACAAAACAAGUUGCUGGAGACUGAACGACUGUUGCUCAGACAGCGCCAAACAGAGCCAUCGAACCUCCGGGCUCAAUACGAGCACGAGAUCCGCCAGCUAAAUGCUGCAGUGGAGGAGGCCCAAUAUGAGAGACAAGCUGCCCAGCACCACAGGGAUGAGAUAGAGGGCGUGCUGAAGAACCUGCAAAAACGCUAUGAGGAUGAAGUUCUUGGAAGGGAGGGGGCAGAAGGCAGGCUCAUGGAUGCCAGAAAGGAGGCAGAUGAGGCAGCAAUGGAGAGAAGUGAGCUUGAAAAAAGAGUGGAAAUUCUGCUGGAUGAGUUGGCCUUCCUGAAGCGUCUUUGCGAGAGUGAAAUAGCAGAACUCCAGGCCCAAAUCCAAUACAGCGCAGAAGUGUCUGUAGAGAUGAAUGUAGUUAAACCUGACCUCUCGGUUGCUUUACGGGACAUCCGAUCCCAGUAUGAGACCAUGGCGCAACGCAAUCGCCAGUCAGCUGAGGAGUGGUUCUGCAAUAAGAUGAAUGUUAUGUCGGUGGGCACUGCUCGCAAUACAGAGAAUGUACGUAAUGUCAAAGAUGAGGCUGGUGAAUACCGCAGGCAGCUAAAAACUAGGAUGUUGGAGAUUGAUGCCUGUAGAGAGAUAAACCAAGCAUUGGAAAACCAAUUGCAGGAAGUGGAGGAGAAACAGAGUGCUGAGAUUUCUGCACUGCAGGAUGCCAUAAAUCAUCUGGAGGAAGAAUUGAGGGGAAACAAGAACGAAAUGGCUCGUUACCUGAAAGAUUAUCAAGAUCUCUUGAAUGUGAAGAUGGCCUUGGACAUUGAAAUUGCAGCCUACAGAAAGCUGCUUGAAGGAGAAGAAAACCGCUUAGACCGCUGUGGCCAGAUGUCUUCUGUUGUUCACUCGCAAGCUGUAUUCGCUGGACCUCUUCAUGGAAGACCCAUGCAAAGAGUCUCCAUGCCAUCUCAGCUGCAUUCAUAUACUCCGUACCUAUUGACCUCUCGCUUGUACGGAUCAACAAUCUCCGCUGAGGAGACAAUAUCAGCAAGUAUGGCACAGCAAUCGGAGAGAAGCCGUCCUCAGGAAGAGGUGGAGGAGGAGGAGGAGGAAGAAGAGGAGGAGGAGCAGGAGGAAGAGGAGGAGAAGGACGAAGUAGAUGACAAGGACAAAGGAGAGGAAGAUGACGAGGGUGAGGAUGAAGCUGAUGGAGAGGAUGCGGAGGCAGAAGAUCCAGUAAAGGAGGAUGAGGAGGAAGGAGCGGAUGAAUCUGAUCACAAAGAAGAAGGGGAGGACCAUGAUGAUGAAAAGAAAGGAAGACAAAAGGAAGUGGAAACUGAGGUCGAUGGAAAAAAUGGAAAACAGUAGUGUUUAUGAAUGUUAGUAACUUGCAGCUAAAGCAACUGCUCUCCUGUGAGGCUCGUAUAUAUCGUCCGUUAAAUUGUAAAGGUGACUGUCUCAACUUGUUGCAUGGAUGCUACACUUGAACCCUUUUCAAAGUAAUGAGAAUCUCACAACAAUUAUAACUACAGUAUAAUUGUGCUUAGUGUAGAUUUGUUUGCAGCAUCUUUAUGCUUGACACUAGAAUAUGUUAGUCGGAAGGUUGGUACCGAAUUGGUUAAUAUCCUAACAGUGGUUGCUGCUGUUCCAUGAUGUGCUGAAAUAAUAAAGCCUUGAAGCCUUACCAAUUGA
Messenger RNA from Syngnathus typhle (broad-nosed pipefish), 2078 nucleotides. RefSeq names its product neurofilament light chain b (gene neflb). Bases 39 to 1754 code for a protein of 571 amino acids. Gene Ontology annotation, cellular component: cytoplasm; intermediate filament; axon. The record is from RefSeq and is a predicted model, not a curated record. NCBI's taxonomy places the organism in Eukaryota, Metazoa, Chordata, Actinopteri, Syngnathiformes, Syngnathidae. The transcript has 4 exons. Gene Ontology annotation, biological process: neurofilament bundle assembly. Gene Ontology annotation, molecular function: structural constituent of postsynaptic intermediate filament cytoskeleton.